CAAACUUGAAAGGCGAGACCGAGACUAGACACAGCAGACGAGCUCGAGGCGUGGGGUUGAGAGCGUGCAGAGUGUGUGGAGCGCCUCGGUUAUUUGCGAGGGAUUUUCAAAAUAUUACAGGCCUACAAAUAGAUAGCUGUUUUUAAUGAUGGCGAAAGUCUUAAGAGACAAAAUUGAUGAAUAGAUCGAUUAAUACUGUAAUAUCACUUAAAAGUGGAUCAUCCUUUUUUGUCUAAAUGUCGUAAACAUCACAUGGAAGGAUUUCAACUUGGCUAGGCUAAUCUGAUUUGACCAACUGGAAUUGCUGCCGUAGCGCGAAUGAGAGAACAAGCAGGUGUUUUUGCCCACUCGUAAUUUAUGAACAUUUCCGAGCAAGUCAGCAAAAGAAGGAAGAAAUGGAAUGUGUGGAAUCGAGUGAAAAUUUUGAAGACAUGAUGAGCAGAGAAGAAACCACCAAUCCUGUGAUUAAGAUUUCUCCAUGUAGUCUUUUAACAAAAGCAAGUGAAACUUUUGAAGGAUCUGGUGAUUCUUCACUUGAAUUACAAGAGGAGAAUUCAAGCGCAGAGAAAAAUAUUGGAGUUCGCAAGUACCGCCCAAGACGUUUUCCCAGUGGAUCGGACAAUUCAAGUGAAUGUGAUUAUAAAUCACAUUCCUUCAUUAACAUGGAAGCGGUGAGUUUCCUUAGGACUCCAGAAGGAGCACAUGGACAUGUGGAUAGAUUUGUUACGGAAGAAAAUUUGUUGGAUAGUUUAUUUCACAGUUGUGAUGUGAGAAAGUCUGGAAAGGUGCGGCCAUCUGAUUUAAUAGAUUGCGUUCAUUCGAUUAUAAUUCCAAGACAUCAAAAUAAUGAAACAAAGUUUGCAGAAGAUCUGGCUUGUUUGCUUGAUCCCAGAGGCAAAGAUGAAGAGGUUGAUAUGAAGACAUUCACAUGCGGUGUUUCUCAAUGGAUCACUAAGUGUCAACUUGAGAAUAUGGACAACUCUGUGUUUCUAGACAAAGGUGUUUUAAACAGUUCACGUCUAGCUGCUGAAGAUGAUGUUGUUCCUCAGUGGUGUAGCAGUCAAAGGAAGCGUCAUAAGUCUUUAGGUCUUGAUGUUUCCAUGUUCAGCUUUGGCAGUUUAGAAGGCAACGGUGGAGACAUGUCAUUGCUAGAUGCAGAAUCAACCGAUCUUCAAAGCAAGGUGGAAGAUUUGAAUUUUCAAAUCCGAAAGUUGACAGAACAGAACAGCAAGUUGAAAAGUCAACUAGAGGUUACUGAAGAAAGCAAUUCACAAUUAGUACUUGAUUUAGAGACUCUCAAACAACAAAUCAAAGGAUCGCAAGUUAUAUCUCAAAGGAGUCAAUGCGUACGUCAAGAAAACCAAGAACUUAAAACAACUCUGACAAAUACAGAAGAUGCUAAGAAAGAAAUACAAAGAAAAUAUGAACAUCUGGAAAAUGAGAAAGUCGUAUUAGAAACAAGAGUUACAAACUUGGAGGAUGAGUUGUUACAAACACAACAUGAGUUAGAAUGCCUUCAACAAGAAAAAACUUAUGCAGAUGAUGCUCUUAGAGAUUUUAAGGAAAUUUUCAAGGCUGUUCAAGAACAGCUUGCAGCACAAGAGAUGGAAUCAUCGGAGAGAGUUCAGAAAUGUGAAGAAUUGAAGAAACAUCUAGAUGAGGAACAAAAGGAGAAGGAAAAACUAAAGACGGAGAAAACUCAACUGGAAAACCAGAUUCGGGAGACAAGGCAAGAACUAAUGGUCUUUCAAUCCCAAGAACAGGUCAUGGACGUAGAAUUUAGUAGCGGUGGCAACCUCUUGGCCCCCAUCAAUACCAGCACACCACAAAAGGCAAUCAUCCCUGGUCAUAGGAGUCUGCACUCUGAGCUUAAAUGUUUGGUCAGCCAAGAAAGUAAUCUACCUUCGCCACUUUGCGGAACUCCAGACCAUGAACUAGAAGAUGAAGAGCCUAUGUUAUUUGCUGCUGGUGAUGAGAAGAUUAACCUUGUAACAUCAGAACUCAAGAUUAAAAAGGAUGCUAUUAAGAAACAGAUCCAUCAGAUACUGGCACAGAAAGCAAUAUCUUCUCAGCAGGUAAUAGCAAAUAAGGCUAAUCAGGUGGUGUCUGAAGAUCUUCUUUACGCAGAGAUAGACUCAUUUACGGAAAACGUAACGUCAUUUGCCAAUGAGAAAUCGGAAUCGGAACAAAGAAUUAUGAAGUUAAGACAUAUUAUCAAGAAACUGAGAGAUGAAAAUAGCAAGAUGGUGAAGAAGCAUGCUGAAGCGCUUAUAAUAUUACAAAAACAGCCAGAAUCACAGCCAGCUAUUGAAAGCAUGAGAGAUGAAAAUGAGAAAUUAAAGUCCGCAUUAUCAGAAGCUAACCUACAGAUCCAAAAUCUAGAUGAGAAGAUUGAUAAAUGCAAAGCAGAGUUCGCCAACAUGCAGGAUGAAGCCCAGACAGUAGCCCACGCGCUACAGGAACAGUCAGAACACUGCCUACAGUUAGAAACUCAACUAGAGCAGCAUAAAAACACACUCAACAAACUGAAAGAUGAUUUGAAGACGAAGGAAGAAAUUAUUGUUAAGUUGGAAUUACAACUACAUGAGGCAGAAGAUGAAUUGGAGGAGAGUAGAAAACAACUUUACACCUUGGAGAACUCGCUAACAGUUAGUAUGUCUGAGCAUCACACAGACUUGAAGGGAAUUAUGAGUUUGGUGUCUUGCAGCGACUGCUCCAGUAACGAAAGUCAGUAUUUGUGUAGUGCACCUAUUAGAAGCGAAGAAAGACGUCCAAGGAAUAAACAUGGAGGUGGUCUUGUUAGAGAAAAUGAGGACUAUGUUGAACAGCUGCAUGGACAGACAGUAAAGGAUAGAAUAGGAAGGCAACUUUCAGAUCUUCAAACUCAGUUAGCAAAGCAAAAAUCGAAGAUAGCCUCAUUGGAAACCUUGAAAUCGAAUCAAUGCCAAACAUUUAAAAAUGUUGCUGACCUAGUGACAAAUACCAAGAAUAGUCUUCUAAAUCAAACCUACACAGAACAUAAUUCAACAAGUCUGUUCUCUGCGUUGUCUCUAGAACUGGAUAAGCGUUUGAUCACAGCAUUUACACAGCAUCCAGCAUCCUCCUCACAAACACUCGCUCGUAAUACAUCACAUGACCUCUUAUCCAAGUACCUAAGAACUUUCUCCGUCUCAACUCAGACUGAGUUGCCACGGACACCGAACCACCACUGCGAUCAAGACCACUGGAAUAACCGCACUCACCGGAAAAUUAUACCUGGUGCAGAUCAUUCUAUCCACAUUUCAUGCGAUUGUAACCAGCACGCAGGGUUUGAACGUUUGGAUACAACUGAUAGUAAGUUGCACACUUUGCAGGAUCUGUUAGACGAAGAUUCAGAUUCAUCGUGUGAUAGUGUAUUCUAUUCUGCAGUUCAUACUCCUACCAGACUACAUUCUGUUGACCUAAUAAACCAAUCUCCAAGGUUUAGUUACCAAGAAGAGGCAAUGCCAAUCAUGCAACCACCAAACAUUGCAGAAGGUCUUGAUGAGAAUUGUAAUAAUGGCAUCCGAUCCUCACCAAUUCCUCCAAACAUUACAUUCUGGCAUUCAAAAUCAUCUUUAGAACGGCAGGAAGAAGCUCAGAAGAUGGCUGACAUGUUAGCAAAUUCAUAUGCUAGACCAGCUCAGCAAAUAUCAUCACAUUCACCAUCAUCACAAACCGAUGAGGAUGGAUUAUUGCAUCCUGUGGCUCUACCUACUAGGAAACUUUCACCAAGACUAAAACGAAGAUCACAACCAGACAGAAGCAGGAGAUCUUUGCCAGUAAAUGUGAGUGAUCUACUAAAUGGUAAUGUGGAUGAUGUUGAAUUAAGUGAAGCAGAUAAAGAAUUGAAUUCUAAAUUGAUUGAAGAAUCCAAGAAAGCCUCCGAAAGGUUUAAAAAUAGAAAAGGAAGGCGGGCAGGUGCUGGCGGAUUAACAGGAAAUAGUAAUCGUUCCCAGUCACCAUCUCCCCGGAAUAUAAACAGUGAAGAUGAUAGCGAAUCUGAUAUUGAAGCAAAUGAACUCGGUAAACCAUCUUCCAUCAAUAUCCAAGUACCCACCUGUGCGUUUGUUAGCCAGUCAUCACCAACAACCAAGCUGGGGCAAAAUCCUCAAUUACUUUCUGAUGACAUCAUCAAUCAGAAGAUGGAUGAGGAUGAUCAAAUGCAAUCAAGUGAUGACCAGAUGGAUCGACAAGAAGCCGACUUAGAUAUAGACAUUAAAACAAAAGUGGAUAUAGACACUAAAGGGCACUUGGAUGUAGACAUAAAAGCAGAUAUACUGAAGGUUAUUGGUCCUGUCCAACCUGAUCAAGCCAAAGCUUCAGCCCAGUUGUCAAAGCUAAGGAUGGAACACAAGUUUAAAAGAAACCCACCAGUAUUCAAGAUGCCAGAGUUAGCAGAAGCAUCGGAAACAGAGAGCACCCGCGAGGCUGAAAGCCCCUGUGAAUCAGAUGCCUCGAUGCUAGCUACACAUGAAGUUCCACAAUUAAUAUCAGAGAAUAAUGAAAUACAUGAAGACAUACCUAGAAUACCACCUGAAAAACUACCAGAAGAAACCAAACCUAUGGAUAUACCAGAAACGCAGGAGUCGCAAAUAGAUACUGAAUGUGGUGUUGAGAAAACAGAUAUAAAAACUGAUAUGAAGGAUAAAGAGGAAAUUGUAACAAAUGAUGGAGAUAAUGAUCUUGUAAAGGAGGACACAGUUGACAUGGAGAUGAAGUCUGCCAAGAGAUUGAGUACUCUUCUUCCAGAGUCUGUACUCAGGAGUCUUGGGUUAUCAAAAUCACAGAAGGAUGAACCCAAUGUUCUUACUGAGAAGGAGGUUGAAGACAAGUUUUUGAACUUGGCACUUGCACUCAAGACAGACAAGUUUACUCUUGAGAAGCGAGUAUACCUUCACGGAAGACAGAGGAAUAUAGCAGAAGCAAACAUUGAUGAGGAAUUAGAAGAACUUCAAAGAAUUCUACGGACACUUGAUCCACUUUGCAAAGACCUUGAGGCUAAAGAUUGCAUUAAUAAAAUCCGAAGUCAUCUUGAAUAUUUACAUGCAUCAUCAACUAGGCUAUGCUCUAAGGCAGAGCUUCUAGGAGCCACACAGCAGGAAAAUCGUCUAAGUGCUGCGGCUGAAGUUAUGAUAAAGCAUGUGGAGAACCUUAAGAAGAUGUAUGAAAAGGAGCAUGCAGAAUUAGAGGAAGCAAGAAAACUUUUAGAGGAGAAUAAACUGCUAUUCAGAGGCAACAGUUUAACUGGUCUGGCUACUGAUGAUUCUCGUUUGAUGCCAAGGCGGUUGUCAGGUGGCGGAAAUCAAAAGAUUCGUUCUAGAGUUCGUGUUAGUCGUUGCCGUAGUGAAAGUGACACAGAAUUGAUUCAUAACGAGGGAGGAAGGAGGAGGGCCAGUGUGGCAACAUUCAUCGGCUACAGUAACCAGGGAGGACAGUCACUUAGAAAGAAAUCUAGACGAUUUUCUUUUCAACCCUCUACUUCCUUCAACCUAGAGGACUACAAGCAUGAGAGCUUACACAGCAGAUUACCGACCGUUAGACGUUACUCCAUCCAGCACCAACCCCCACUAGCAUCCAGCACUAACGAUGAGGAUGCAAGAUCCCGAUUUUCAUCAGCAAUCGCAGCAACUGCUGUUCGUAACAAAUUAAGCACAAUGUUCAUAAAUUCCAAGUCAGAGUCUGCUCAACAAAGCACAACGCCAGCGAAAAGGAAGAGUCAAGUGACUUUUAGUGAUGAAUCAAGUCCAGUUACCUCAGCAUCUUCACCAACCCAGAAUGAAAUUCUAAUUAAAGAGGAGCAAUUCAAUAAAGGAUUUGAGGAAGGAGUUCGAGUCCAACUGUCACAAGAAUUAGUAGAAUUAAGAGAACAACAAAAAGGAUUGUGUGAUAACCUGGAGGAACUGAUGGAUAAGGCAGAAGAUGAGCACUCGCAGACCACCGAGGCUUUUCAUGUACAACAGAACCCUUUAUUAGACUGGCUUCCAAUUGAUGUUAGCUUGCCUUGGUACCAGCUGAAGAGGGCACUGCGAUUAACAGUGACUGUAGUAAUGAUGUUCUUUGCACUAUUGACUCUGAUUAUGACGGUCAUGCCCAUUGAAUCUUGUGAGGGCAGUCUGGUCGCCAUCCAACGCCCUGGUCGGACUAUUGGCGAGCUCUUGCACCAGUUUGUCGAACUUAAACACGAAGGGAAGCCACCACAAUGAAACGGUUUAAAAAAAAAAAAAAAAAACAUCCACCGAUAUCUGAAGCAGAUAUAUAAUAUGUGUUGUUUUGAGUAUUGUAAUGACUCAAGAAAAAUUCAUUUUAGAUACUUUCCUCUUCAACCAAAAAUGGACACAAAAACGUUAAAUGUCAUAAACAUAGCAAUAUAUUCAUAGACGAAUAAUAUAUAAACAAUGAUAUAUUUUCUUAUUAAUAGCAAGAUUUGUUUAGUUAUUGCAUAUUCUAAUGUAUACACAACUAUAUUGAGAUGAUUUCUACUUGUUGUAAUGGAUUGAAUUUAAGCAGAAGAAAGUUAUAUAAAAUUGUUGAUUGUGGAGUCAAAUAGGCUUCUUUGUUUUUUUUUUCUCAACAAAUAUAUAAAUCUUUUAGAUGCUUAACAAGAAUAUUGCUCAAAUGUUAUACUAAUACUUUUAAAGCCUUGUUUCAUUUCAUAUGUACUCAUUAGUAGCAGUGCACUAUGACACAGGUGUGUAAUUGCCUGAGCUACUUUAUGUGGGUGGGGGCCAGCAGCCUUCCCAGUGGCUUCGUUCUGCCCUAUUGCCACCUCUGAUGUCUCUCUUGAAUUAUCUGAUAGAUAAUUAAAGUUAUAGCCAUUAUUGUCAUAAAUGAUUAGUUUAUCUGUAUGAAAAGGUGCUAUUUAUUAUUGUUAUCAUCCUUAUAAUUAUUACAUCAUAUGAUAUUUUUGUACAGAACAUUUUUGAGAGUAGAGAAUAAAAAUUUUGUUUAUAAUAUUUAUUUGGCAAAAAGCAUAUAGGAGAAAAACGUCAUGCAUUGCCCGCAUAGGGAAUGGGCGAAAGCCUGAACAAUAUUUGCUCCCUAUCCUUCAUAUAAAAUGAAAUACACAAAAACAAUCAGAACUAAUCAGAAACAUAAAAUGAAAUAAAAUGCUUAAUUAAAUUAUUCUUAAAACAGGAAACAUUAACAGAGUUUUGAAGUAGAGCAGGUAGUUCUUCCCAGAGCCUGGGAAAGGACACGAAAGCAGAAUUAAGAAAAAUAUUGCUUUUGGCUUUCCAGUUAAUAAGCCUACACUCACAACGCUCACUCUUAUGAACAAACUCUGUUAAUGUUGGGGGACACACAUUAUGUUCAUUUAAAUUUUACAUUGAAAUUCCCAAUGUAAAGUGCUGAAUAUUAAUGCUAUGCCUAAAGCUAGACUUGGCUGUAUAUUUUGACAUGCCUUAGGUCUUCAUUGCAUUUUAUCUGACACCAAUGAAGCAUGUUAUUUUAGAAAUAUAUAUAUGUUAAGACAAUGUCUUUCAGGUUGUUUUUGGUGAUUACCACCUAAACUGUUUUGCUUAACUCCGAUUAUUAUUACUGACACUGAAGAGAAAAACAUACUAGGGUGAAGAGUGUAGAAGAGGCCGUAAUAGAACGUGCCAUAUAAAUAUUAAAAAGGUUUUUCAACCGUAGAAACCUCUCCAUACUAAAUAGCUAUUUAACCUUAAUAGAACUGGCUAUUUUACCCCAAAAUAUAACAAGCCAUUCACCUAUAAUAAAACUAGCUAUUUUGCCGGGAAAAUAUAGUAGGGCGCUGAUCGAUAAUGCCAUAGAGAAAGAAAAUAAUACAGUAACUAUUUUAACCAUAGUACUGUAGAACAGGUCAUUUACCUAUAAUGAAACUAUUUUGAUCAUUAAAUAGUAAUAUAAGCUAUUUUAACCAUGUUAUGUCAUUCACCGUAUAAAGCCUCCUAUUUGUCCUGAACAGGCUGUUAUAUAGAAUAAGCCUGGCUACUUUACCAUACUGUAGUAGGUUGUUAUAUGAACAUGUAUCCAUAAUAUAUUUCCUCCAUGGUUAUGUACCUAGAAAGAAGCACUGCAAUUAUUCUAGUAGAUACAUCAACUAGAAGAAUUAUUGCAUUGAUUCUUUUACAAUAAUCAUCUUUAUGGAAUUCGUUGGCUACCUCAAAGCUGCAAGAACCUAAUAAGAAUUUGUUGAAGAUUCUUUAGUAAACGGCCACACAUUGUCCACAUUUUCAAACAUGCGUAAUUUUGUGAUGAAUCAAGUGGGACCUACUAUGAAAUAUUUGCAACUGCUAUCAAUAUCAGUCAGUAUUCAGUAGCUUCAUCAAUUGGUGAAAUAUCACUGUCUGAUUUUUAUAUUUACCUCUAAAUUAUUAAAAAAUAGCAAUCUGACAAAAUUUACAUACACUGAUGGCAUGACUAGUUACAGUAUGUCUUAAUUUAUUGUUUAUUACUUUAAAAACAAAAAUGACAGCAGAGUGAUUCCUAUUUGUUUGUAAUAUACUGCCAUGUUUUUCAGCUAUUCUAUUACUGCAAAAUAUAUAAACAAGAAGAAAUAAUUAUAAUAUAUUGCUACUUACUACAUCAAAUUUUGACUUCCAGGAAAAUAAUGCUACAUCUUUCUUAGAAAACAUUUAUACAAGAGAAAAUAGUAUGUGGCAUUUUGAUCUGUUGUAAAAUAUGGGAGCUUUGAGUGACCUUUCACUUAC
This is a messenger RNA of Anneissia japonica, 8693 nucleotides long. RefSeq names its product lymphoid-restricted membrane protein-like. The transcript has 46 exons. The record is from RefSeq and is a predicted model, not a curated record. Bases 396 to 6224 code for a protein of 1942 amino acids. Lineage: Eukaryota; Metazoa; Echinodermata; Crinoidea; Comatulida; Comatulidae. Gene Ontology annotation, molecular function: calcium ion binding.